AAAUAAGAAUAGGUUAUAUUUACAUUCGUAAAUUUUUGAAAUAAGCAAAUAAAUAACAAUGAGUAGUCGACAUAAGGAAAAGAAACGUCGAAAACGUUAUGAAACAUCAUCAAGUGAUUCAUCAUCGGUAGAUAGUGCAGAAGAAGCACGUCGUCGGGAUUUAAAAGAACGUGAUGAAUUCGCCGAUCGUCUUAAGAAAAAAGAUGAAGCAAAUACAAGAAAAAUUGUUCAAGCUUCCGAUAAACGAGCAUUUGAAGAAGCAGCCAAACGACUGAAACUAGAAACUGAAGAUCGUGGUAAAAUGAUUCCUAUGCUACGUGUACAAUCUAGACGACAAUACUUGGAGAAACGUAAAGAUGAUAAAAUAGCUGAACUUGAAGCUGAUAUUGUUGACGAUGAGUACCUUUUUGAAGAAGAACAGCUUACUGAACGUGAGAGAAAGGAGCGCGAUCAUAAAAAGCAACUGUUAAAACUUGCCCAAGAACAUGAAAAAGCUCGUGAAUUGGAACGUAUUCAAAGGUACCAUAUGCCCCGAGACAUGGGUAAAGGUAAAACCUCUGAAUAUGUGGAAGUGGAUGAAAUUGAACGUAUGCCACAUUCCGAGCAAAAAAAAUGGGAGAAAGAGCAAAUGGCAUCUGCUGUUUAUAAGUUUGGUUCGAAAGAUAAAAAGAAAAAGCAUGAGGAGUAUGAGUUAAUUUUAGAAGAUCAAAUUGAAUUUAUUCAAGCAAUGCAGCUGCCUGGAACUAAAGAUAAAGUGAAAGAGGAGCCACAGCUCACAGAAGCAGAGAAGAAAAAAAUGGAUAUUGAAGAAACGAAAAAAAGUUUACCUGUUUUUCCAUUCAGAGAUGAUUUAAUUCAAGCUGUACGCGAUCAUCAAGUGUUAAUUAUUGAAGGAGAAACAGGAUCUGGCAAAACAACACAAAUACCUCAAUAUCUUUAUGAAGCAGGUUUUACAGAAGAUAGUAAAAAAAUUGGAUGCACACAACCGCGGCGUGUAGCUGCGAUGUCGGUUGCAGCACGUGUUGCUCAAGAAAUGGGUGUUAAAUUAGGCAAUGAAGUGGGUUAUAGUAUUCGUUUUGAAGAUUGCACGUCAGAAAGAACAGUUAUUAAAUACAUGACAGACGGUACACUUCAUCGAGAAUUUCUCUCAGAACCUGACUUACAAUCGUACAGUGUAAUGAUAAUUGACGAAGCUCAUGAACGGACUCUCCAUACAGAUAUUUUGUUUGGUUUAGUUAAAGAUAUCACACGAUUUCGUUCGGAUUUAAAAUUAUUAAUUUCAAGCGCUACGUUAGACGCACAAAAAUUUUCUAGUUUCUUUGAUGAUGCUCCUAUAUUUCGUAUUCCGGGACGGCGAUUUCCUGUCGAUAUAUAUUACACCCGUGCACCAGAAGCUGAUUAUGUUGAUGCAUGUGUUGUAUCAAUUUUGCAAAUUCAUGCUACACAACCCCUAGGUGAUAUUUUAGUAUUUUUAACUGGACAAGAUGAAAUCGAAACGUGUCAGGAAUUAUUACAGGAUCGAGUACGACGAUUAGGUUCAAAAAUACGUGAGUUACUUAUUUUACCAGUUUAUGCAAACUUACCGAGUGAUAUGCAAGCAAAAAUAUUCAAUCCUACCCCGCCUGGAGCACGGAAAGUGGUACUUGCAACAAAUAUUGCUGAAACUUCGUUAACCAUAGAUAACAUUAUUUAUGUCAUCGAUCCAGGCUUCGCUAAACAAAAUAAUUUUAAUUCACGUACGGGAAUGGAAAGUUUAUUAGUUGUUCCAAUAUCAAAAGCGUCAGCAAAUCAACGUGCAGGGCGGGCUGGUCGUGUUGCUGCUGGUAAAUGUUUUCGAUUGUAUACAGCAUGGGCAUAUAAGAAUGAAUUAGAGGAAAACACCGUGCCGGAAAUUCAACGGAUUAAUCUCGGAAAUGCUGUACUAACGUUAAAAGCAUUAGGAAUUAAUGAUUUAAUACAUUUUGAUUUUUUGGAUCCACCUCCGCACGAAACUUUAGUAUUAGCUUUAGAACAAUUAUAUGCGUUAGGAGCGUUAAAUCAUCACGGUGAAUUGACGAAAUUAGGACGUCGUAUGGCUGAAUUUCCUGUUGAUCCUAUGAUGGCAAAAAUGUUAAUCGCUUCAGAAAAGUACAAAUGUUCGGAAGAAAUUGUAACAAUUGCAGCUAUGCUAUCCGUGAAUGGAGCAAUUUUUUAUAGACCAAAAGACAAAAUUAUUCAUGCGGAUACAGCAAGAAAAAACUUUAAUCAUAUUGCUGGUGAUCAUCUAAGCUUGUUAAAUGUUUAUAAUCAAUGGCAAGAAACAGACUUUUCGACCCAGUGGUGCUAUGAAAAUUUUAUUCAAUACAGGUCAUUAAAACGUGCUCGAGACGUACGUGAACAACUUGUUGGUUUAAUGCAACGUGUCGAAAUUGAAAUGGUUUCAAAUAUAACAGAAACGGUAAAUAUUCGAAAAGCGAUUACAGCUGGAUAUUUCUAUCAUGUGGCACGUUUAUCAAAGGGCGGUAGUUAUAAAACAGCCAAACACAAUCAAGGUGUAACAAUACAUCCUAAUAGUUCAUUAUUUGAAUCAUUACCGCGAUGGGUACUGUAUCACGAAUUAGUAUUUACAACAAAAGAAUUUAUGCGACAAGUUAUUGAAAUUGAAAGUAAAUGGCUGUUAGAAGUGGCACCACAUUAUUAUAAGUCAAAAGAACUUGAAGAUUCAACAAAUAAAAAAAUGCCCAAAGUUAUGGGUCGUGCUAAACCAACUGAAUAA
Messenger RNA from Chrysoperla carnea, 2755 nucleotides. It is a transcript of the gene l(2)37Cb, whose product is annotated as pre-mRNA-splicing factor ATP-dependent RNA helicase DHX16. The transcript is spliced from 4 exons. Gene Ontology annotation, molecular function: ATP binding; RNA binding. NCBI's taxonomy places the organism in Eukaryota, Metazoa, Arthropoda, Insecta, Neuroptera, Chrysopidae. The record is from RefSeq and is a predicted model, not a curated record. Bases 59 to 2755 code for a protein of 898 amino acids. Gene Ontology annotation, cellular component: catalytic step 2 spliceosome; intracellular anatomical structure.